AUGGAAUCUCUCACGACCCAUCCUUCUACCGCGCAGCAGGCCCGGGCCUUCACUUCCCCCGCUUCUCUGUCCUUUCCCGGUGGUGCCGGUGAUUUGACACCUCCGUCUUCUGAAAAAGAAGGAAACAUGGCGAUUGGCGCUCAGGGUGCGAAUGGAACUGUGAACGGCCAUCAGCAGGGAGGAAAUGCCGUCAACGGCAAUGGGGUGACGCCCGCUACUCCCGCUGCGACUCCUGGUGCCAAUGCUCCGGGAAGUGGUAUCGUGCCUACCUUGCAAAACAUUGUUGCUACUGUCAACCUUGACUGCCGCUUGGAUCUUAAGACUAUUGCGCUUCAUGCACGAAAUGCAGAGUACAACCCAAAGCGUUUCGCGGCCGUGAUCAUGCGUAUCCGGGAACCGAAAACUACCGCACUGAUCUUCGCCUCCGGCAAGAUGGUCGUCACUGGUGCGAAGUCUGAAGACGAUUCCAAGCUCGCAUCCAGGAAGUACGCGCGUAUCAUCCAGAAACUGGGCUUCAAUGCCAAGUUCACCGACUUCAAGAUUCAGAACAUCGUCGGCUCUUGUGACAUCAAGUUCCCUAUUCGCCUGGAGGGUCUGGCUAGUCGCCAUCACAACUUCAGUUCUUACGAACCUGAGCUUUUCCCUGGUCUCAUCUAUCGUAUGAUGAAGCCCAAGAUCGUCCUCUUGAUUUUCGUCAGUGGAAAGAUUGUCUUGACCGGCGCCAAAGUCCGUGAAGAGAUUUAUCAGGCAUUCGAACUGAUCUAUCCUGUGCUUUCUGAUUUCCGCAAGGUCUAA
Messenger RNA from Aspergillus udagawae, 795 nucleotides. Its product is annotated as TBP family protein. The record is from RefSeq and is a predicted model, not a curated record. Gene Ontology annotation, molecular function: RNA polymerase II general transcription initiation factor activity; DNA binding. Lineage: Eukaryota; Fungi; Ascomycota; Eurotiomycetes; Eurotiales; Aspergillaceae. Gene Ontology annotation, biological process: DNA-templated transcription initiation. The transcript is spliced from 4 exons. Bases 1 to 795 code for a protein of 264 amino acids.